This is a messenger RNA of Venturia canescens, 535 nucleotides long. RefSeq names its product 28S ribosomal protein S36, mitochondrial. NCBI's taxonomy places the organism in Eukaryota, Metazoa, Arthropoda, Insecta, Hymenoptera, Ichneumonidae. The record is from RefSeq and is a predicted model, not a curated record. Bases 143 to 412 code for a protein of 89 amino acids. Gene Ontology annotation, molecular function: oxoglutarate dehydrogenase (succinyl-transferring) activity. Gene Ontology annotation, biological process: 2-oxoglutarate metabolic process. The transcript is spliced from 4 exons.
CGCCCCCUCGUGUGCAUAUGGGCAUUCAAUCCUAGCAGACGAGAUACUACUUUCGUAUCUUGGUAUUAUUGCUCUUGACUGUGGAGGUUAGACUCGUAAUAAUAUCGUACGAAUAACAUUUUUUGGAAUCGAGAAAUUGAUUAUGAUGGCAACGAGAGGAUGGAAAGUCGUUCAGGCUCACGUGCCCAUGAUAAGAUUUCGCAAAGGCGGAACUAAUCCAGCCAUUGGAGGUGCGACUGCGACUCGAUCAGCUGCGCCAGGAACCACUAUGAAAUCCGGUGGACCCGGGUCUACUGGACCCGGUGCGAUUGCUUUGCCUGUUAUCGAAGAUUUCCAACUACCAUUGAGAUUUCAAAGGAGGCCCAUUGAUCCGAACGAAAUCGAAUACAUCAAUCGCGGUGGACCUGAAUGAUCAUCCAUCCACAAAUUGCUCUGUCAAACUUGUCAUUAAAUUAGUAAAGUAACUCCAUAUAUUUCACCGGACAAAGCUAUGUAAUACUUAUAAUAUGAAUAAAUGAAAAUAUUUUCACUUCAA